AUGCUUUGUCAUGGUUUUAUCGAUGAGCUGAAAAUAAACGCAAAAUUGCCGUUAAUAAAAUUUGCAGAUGACAAAAGGAACAGAGGUCUGCUACAGAAAUACGGCUGCCCCCACGGUGCUGGUAGCAGCAGCAGCGAGAUGUCGGGGGUGGAGGAGGCUUUCCGCAAAUUUGCGACCUACGGCGACACGUCGGCCAGCGGCAGCGACAUGACGGGGAAGAACUUCUCCAAGCUGUGCAAGGAGUGCGGCGUGGCCGACGGCAAGGCCGUGACCGGCACCGACGUCGACAUCGUAUUCAAUAAAGUCAAGACCAAGGGCGCCCGCACCAUCACCUUCGCCCAGUUCCAGCAGGCCAUGAAGGAGCUCUGCGGCACGCGCUUCAAGGGCAAGGCGCCCGAGGAGGCCCUGCAGGCCGUCUACGGCCUCAUCGAGGGCAAGGAGCCGGGCAACGUGGGCGCCACGAGAGCCACCACGGCCGGGGCGGUGGAGCGGCUGACGGACACCAGCAAGUACACGGGCAGCCACAAGGAGCGCUUCGACGAGAGCGGCAAGGGGAAGGGGCUGGCGGGCCGCCAGGAGCCGGCCGACGGCAGCGGCUACGUGGGCGCCUACAAGGGCGCCGGCACCUACGACAAGACGCACUAG
Dromaius novaehollandiae (emu) is the source of this 645-nucleotide messenger RNA. Its product is annotated as tubulin polymerization-promoting protein family member 2-like. Lineage: Eukaryota; Metazoa; Chordata; Aves; Casuariiformes; Dromaiidae. Gene Ontology annotation, molecular function: tubulin binding. Gene Ontology annotation, biological process: microtubule polymerization; microtubule bundle formation; positive regulation of protein polymerization. Gene Ontology annotation, cellular component: microtubule. The transcript is spliced from 4 exons. The record is from RefSeq and is a predicted model, not a curated record. Bases 1 to 645 code for a protein of 214 amino acids.